Molecule: messenger RNA, 2538 nt
Organism: Microplitis mediator
Lineage: Eukaryota; Metazoa; Arthropoda; Insecta; Hymenoptera; Braconidae
Exons: 4
Coding region: 351-872 (173 amino acids)
Source: RefSeq, a predicted model, not a curated record
AGUAUAAAGUUUAGUAAAGUAAAGACUGUAUGACUGUAACGACGUAUCAGCCAACAGUCGCGCGUAGUCCGCCGUAGGAGCAACGCUCGCACGGCGUUCUCUUAAAUAACAAGCGUUAAUUGUUUAUUUCAAUUGAUAAAUUUUCAUUAUCACGUUUUUUUUUUUAUAAAAGAUUGUUUAUUAACUUUAAGUCUUGUGAUAAUUACGUUUGUAAGCUUGCAAGAGAAAAGUUAUUGUCAAUUAAAAGUUAAAGUUUUCUCUUUACGUCAAAUAAUUUUUUAAAUUUGUGCAAUAAACCAGGACUUUAAACUUUCAAACUGUCUAAUUCAUCGAACCCUUACAAUACAGAAAUGUCACUCGAAGAAUCGAGGCGUUCACAACGACCUUAUCGGUAUGGAAUGGUUUUACUGUGCGUUGGUGCGCUUAUUAAUUGGCUAGGACUUGCUGAGAACUAUGUCGAGCCUGUUAGAUAUGUCGGGGUUGCUUGUAUUGUUGCUGGUGCACUCUUAAUAUGUGCUGCUAUGUGCUGUUGGCUUCAUGCACCACCUACGAGAACUAACGUCGGUGCACAUGGUUCUAAUCAUCAUACUACGGUCCAAAUUGACGACCCGAUUCACGUGAUAAGUGUUGAGGAACCAGCGAGUGUCGCAAGACAAAAACCACCGGAUUAUGAAGCAGUCGCUGAUGCACCGCCUAGUUAUGAUGACGCUAUUAAACUUAAUCCAGGCCAAUUAACAACUCGCGCUAGUAUCAGUGGGAUUUCCCCUAUUUUACCAGGGAUGAUUACGGUAUCCAAUAGCGGAUCUGCGACAAGUGGAAUUUCUAGUGAUCAGCCAACUGCUCCUACACCACCACCUGCAUAUGCCAGGUGAGACUAUAUGAUUGGUCAUCACCGACCACGACCAAGUCUACCAACGUCUUUAAAUCCAUCAGCACGAGCUGAAGUCCACGGACGUAAUCGUUCAAUCCACGUAAAUGUCCACAACAAAACAAGUAAUACCCCGACGACGGCAACCUCGAUCGUGGGAAUGCGGCACCACCGUCGUUACGAUGUACGACCAACCUCAACAACAAACGCAUCCGCAAGAAGACUGCGUGCCCAAAGUGUUCAUGUUCUCUAUGCACACGUGCCAUUUAAUUUUGACCCGUAAAUGUCACUUGUCACGUGUCUAAUUGAGACCAAGAAAAUGAUUAUGAGAGAUGAUUUUUAUUUAUUUAAUAUAAACAAAGACAAAGACAAAGACAAAGAUGAAGAUGGAGAUAAAAAAUUAGAUGAUGACCAAAAUAAUUUUAUUUUAAUUUAUAAUAAUAAUUCACUGUAAAAAUUUGGGAGUGAACGAGAAUUAAAUCCGGAGUAAAUGUGAGCGGAAUGUUUAUUUAUUUUAUUUUCUUGGAGUAAAAUUUACUCCGAAGAGGAGUUUAUUUUAUUUUUAAAAUUCCGAAUCGAAAUCCGGAUUUGAUUGAAACCUAAAUCACUCCGUUGAGAAAAAACUUCAUAUUUACUCCGUAUGCGGAGUAAUUUUUAGUAAAAACUCCGAAACUUCAAAAGACGGAAUGAAUUCGGAUUCAAAUAAAAUCCAGAUCCGAAAUCACUCCGUUGAGAGGAAACUUGAUAUUUACUCCGUAGGUGGAGUAAUUUUUUGUAAAAACCUCUGAAAUUUCAAAAGACGGAGUGAAGUCGGAUUGAAAUAAAACUCAGAUCACUCCGAAAUUACUCCGUUAAAAAAAAAUUUUUCUUUUUACUCCAUAUGCGGAGUAGUUUUUUGUAAAAACUCCGAAUGAUAGAGUGAAUUCGGAUUCAAAUAAAAUCCAGAUCACUCCGUUGAAAAAAAACUUCAUAUUUACUCCGUAUGCGGAGUAAUUUUUUGUAAAAAUUCCGAGCGAAGAAGUGAAUUUGGAUUUAAAUAAAAUCCAGAUCACUCCGAAUUAACUCCUGAUUUUUUACAGUGUACUAAUAAAUAAGUGUUAAUUAUGGAGAGAUUUUAGUCGGAUUACGUCGGUUUGUACGUAACGAAUACAUUCCAACGUUAAAACGGAUCUCAAUCCUCAUUCCAAAUUAAAGUAUGUCCUAAGCUGCCUGAUGGAAGACUUAUUUAUUAAUAAAUAUAUAUAAAGAUAAAUAAUAAUAAUUAAAAAUGAUUAAUUAGAUCUAGAAUGAUAGUAUUUAUUGAUGAGCAAAAGAUAGCGGAAGAAUGACUAAAGUGAUGAGUGCGGAGCUUGGUCGUAUGAUGAAUUGCCAAUGGCAUUUUCAAAUAUAUAAAUAUAUAUUUAUAUAUAUGUAGAUAUGUAGAAAUAUAUAUGUAAUAUUAUUAUUAAUUGAGACGUAACUCACGCCAGUUUGACGUGCGCAUUGACGGCAAUGUCACCGCACGUAGGUACUAUAUAUAUUUUUCAUUGUGAUUUGUAUGAUAAGAAUUAUUAAUACGGGACAAACAUUAGAUUAUUAUUAUAUUUUAUUUGCCCGUGUCAUUUGUAAGAUAACAAUUCUUUUUUUGUUUUUAUACUCUAUUAAUAAAUGUUAAGAUAUUUAAAUUUAUA